This is a messenger RNA of Sitophilus oryzae (rice weevil), 315 nucleotides long. RefSeq lists its product as uncharacterized. The transcript has a single exon. Lineage: Eukaryota; Metazoa; Arthropoda; Insecta; Coleoptera; Curculionidae. Bases 1 to 315 code for a protein of 104 amino acids. The record is from RefSeq and is a predicted model, not a curated record.
AUGGAAACCGAAGUAAACAACCAACUGGCCUUCCUCGAUGUGCUUGUCAAGAGAAAUGGCGACCAUCUGGAUCACACAGUGUAUCGAAAACCCACUCAUACAGACCGGUACUUGCACAAACUGUCAAAUCACCAUCCAAGCCAAAAACAGGGGAUUAUCGAAACAUUAGCAAAUAGGGCAAGACGCAUUUGUGCUAAGGAACACAUCCAAGAAGAACUAAGCCAUUUAAAUAAAGCCUUUCUUGCCAAUGGCUAUAAUGACAGAGAAAUAAAUGCGGCGCUGGCACCUAGGCAGAGGAGACCUGAUGUUAAUUAA